CGGGGCGCGGCGGUGGGCCUCGGGACAGGCCCGGUAGCCCUGUCGCACCUGCCGGCAGGGACAAAGGCGUACUACGGCCCGGAAACUCCCCGCGCCACUCUUUCCCGCUUCUCGCGGGGCGGCUUCAAAGCUGUCAACGUUUCCCUCAGUCCCCAAUACCAGUGACAGCUUGACAACAGUUGGUGUCACAUGUGAGCCUCCCACAUGUAUUCACUCUUCAUUCCAGCUCUGUGAUUGAACUCUGCUCUUAUUGACUAGGGGGCAGUUGGGCAGGCAUGCUUCAUUCCUGGAAUUGACAGUCAUUCCUAAUUUUUGAAAAUACUAACACUGAAUCAGUACUUCUAAAGCCCUUCCUUCUCCCACUGGCUUCACUUGGCCUUCAGACAUAAUGAGGAGACUGGCUUUUCGAGGCGCUGGUUGUGCUCUGAAGAAGUUGGAUUCCAUGGGUUCCAAGAGAAGAAGAGCUACCUCCCCUUCCAGCAGUGUCAGCGGGGACUUUGAUGAUGGGCACCAUUCUGUGUCCACACCAGGCCCAAGCAGGAAAAGGAGGAGACUUUCCAAUCUUCCAACUGUAGAUCCUAUUGCCGUGUGCCAUGAACUUUAUAACACCAUCCGAGACUAUAAGGAUGAACAGGGCAGACUUCUCUGUGAGCUCUUCAUUAGGGCACCAAAGCGAAGAAAUCAACCAGACUAUUACGAAGUGGUUUCUCAGCCCAUUGAUUUGAUGAAAAUCCAGCAGAAACUAAAAAUGGAAGAGUAUGAUGAUGUUAAUUUGCUGACUGCUGACUUCCAGCUCCUUUUUAACAAUGCAAAGGCCUAUUAUAAGCCAGAUUCUCCUGAAUAUAAAGCUGCUUGCAAACUCUGGGAUUUGUACCUUCGAACAAGAAAUGAGUUUGUUCAGAAAGGAGAAGCAGAUGAUGAAGAUGAUGAUGAAGAUGGGCAAGACAAUCAAGGCACAAUGACUGAAGGAUCUUCUCCAACUUACUUGAAGGAGAUCCUGGAGCAGCUUCUUGAAGCCAUAGUUGUAGCUACAAAUCCAUCAGGACGUCUCAUUAGCGAACUUUUUCAGAAACUGCCUUCUAAAGUGCAAUAUCCAGAUUAUUAUGCAAUAAUUAAGGAGCCUAUAGAUCUCAAGACCAUUGCUCAGAGGAUACAGAAUGGAAGCUACAAAAGUAUUCAUGCAAUGGCCAAAGAUAUAGAUCUCCUAGCAAAAAAUGCCAAAACUUAUAAUGAGCCUGGUUCUCAAGUAUUCAAGGAUGCAAAUUCAAUUAAAAAAAUAUUUUACAUGAAAAAGGCCGAAAUUGAACAUCAUGAAAUGGCUAAGUCAAGUCUUCGAAUGAGGACUCCAUCAAACUUGGCUGCAGCCAGACUGACAGGGCCUUCACACAGUAAAGGCAGCCUUGGUGAAGAGAGAAAUCCCACUAGCAAGUAUUAUCGUAAUAAAAGAGCAGUACAAGGAGGUCGUUUAUCAGCAAUUACGAUGGCACUUCAGUAUGGCUCAGAAAGUGAAGAAGAUGCUGCUUUAGCUGCUGCACGUUAUGAAGAGGGAGAGUCAGAAGCAGAAAGCAUCACUUCCUUUAUGGAUGUUUCAAAUCCUUUUUAUCAGCUUUAUGACACAGUUAGGAGUUGUCGGAAUAACCAAGGGCAGCUAAUAGCUGAACCUUUUUUCCAUUUGCCCUCAAAGAAAAAAUACCCUGAUUAUUACCAGCAAAUUAAAAUGCCCAUAUCACUGCAACAGAUCCGAACAAAGCUGAAGAAUCAAGAAUAUGAAACUUUAGAUCAUUUGGAGUGUGAUCUGAAUUUAAUGUUUGAAAAUGCCAAACGCUAUAAUGUGCCCAAUUCAGCCAUCUACAAGCGAGUUCUAAAAUUGCAGCAAGUUAUGCAGGCAAAGAAGAAAGAGCUUGCCAGGAGAGACGAUAUUGAAGAUGGAGACAGCAUGAUCUCUUCAGCCACCUCUGAUACUGGUAGUGCCAAAAGAAAAAGGAACACUCAUGACAGUGAGAUGUUGGGUCUCAGGAGGCUAUCCAGUAAAAAGAACAUAAGAAAGCAGCGAAUGAAAAUCUUAUUCAAUGUUGUUCUUGAAGCUCGAGAGCCAGGUUCAGGCAGAAGACUUUGUGACCUAUUUAUGGUUAAACCAUCCAAAAAGGACUAUCCUGAUUAUUAUAAAAUCAUCUUGGAGCCAAUGGACUUGAAAAUAAUUGAGCAUAACAUCCGUAAUGACAAAUAUGCAGGUGAAGAGGGAAUGAUAGAAGACAUGAAGCUGAUGUUCCGGAAUGCCAGGCACUACAACGAGGAGGGCUCCCAGGUAUACAAUGAUGCACAUAUCCUGGAGAAGUUACUCAAGGAGAAAAGGAAAGAGCUGGGCCCACUACCAGAUGAUGAUGACAUGGCUUCUCCCAAACUCAAGCUGAGUAGGAAGAGUGGCAUUUCUCCCAAAAAAUCAAAAUACAUGACUCCAAUGCAGCAGAAACUCAAUGAGGUCUAUGAAGCUGUAAAGAACUAUACUGAUAAAAGGGGUCGCCGCCUCAGUGCCAUAUUUCUGAGGCUUCCCUCCAGAUCUGAGUUGCCUGACUACUAUCUGACUAUUAAAAAGCCCAUGGACAUGGAAAAAAUUCGAAGUCAUAUGAUGGCAAACAAGUACCAAGAUAUUGACUCUAUGGUUGAGGACUUCGUCAUGAUGUUUAAUAAUGCCUGUACAUACAAUGAGCCUGAGUCUUUGAUCUACAAAGAUGCUCUUGUCCUACACAAAGUCCUGCUUGAAACACGCAGAGACCUGGAGGGAGAUGAGGAUUCUCAUGUCCCAAAUGUGACUUUGCUGAUUCAAGAGCUUAUCCACAAUCUUUUUGUGUCAGUCAUGAGUCAUCAGGAUGAUGAGGGAAGAUGCUACAGUGAUUCUUUAGCAGAAAUUCCUGCUGUGGAUCCCAACUUUACUAACAAACCACCCCUUACGUUUGACAUAAUUAGGAAGAAUGUUGAAAAUAAUCGCUAUCGACGGCUUGAUUUAUUUCAAGAACAUAUGUUUGAAGUAUUGGAAAGGGCAAGAAGGAUGAAUCGGACAGAUUCAGAAAUAUAUGAAGAUGCGGUAGAACUUCAGCAGUUUUUUAUUAAAAUUCGUGAUGAACUCUGCAAAAAUGGAGAGAUCCUUCUUUCACCAGCACUCAGCUAUACCACAAAACAUUUGCAUAAUGAUGUGGAGAAAGAGAAAAAGGAAAAAUUGCCAAAAGAAAUAGAGGAAGAUAAACUAAAAAGAGAAGAAGAAAAAAGAGAAGCUGAAAAGAGUGAAGAUUCCUCUGGUGCUGCAGGCCUCUCAGGCUUACAUCGCACAUACAGCCAGGACUGUAGCUUUAAGAACAGCAUGUACCAUGUUGGAGAUUAUGUCUAUGUGGAACCCGCAGAGGCCAACCUACAGCCACAUAUAGUCUGUAUUGAAAGACUAUGGGAGGAUUCAGCUGGUGAAAAAUGGUUGUAUGGCUGUUGGUUUUACCGACCAAAUGAAACAUUCCACCUGGCUACACGAAAAUUUCUGGAAAAAGAAGUUUUUAAGAGUGACUAUUACAACAAAGUUCCCGUUAGUAAAAUUCUAGGCAAGUGUGUGGUCAUGUUUGUCAAGGAAUACUUUAAAUUAUGCCCAGAAAACUUCCGAGAUGAAGAUGUUUUUGUCUGUGAAUCACGGUAUUCUGCCAAAACCAAAUCUUUUAAGAAAAUUAAACUGUGGACCAUGCCCAUCAGCUCAGUUAGGUUUGUCCCUCGGGAUGUGCCUCUGCCUGUGGUUCGCGUGGCCUCUGUAUUUGCAAAUGCAGAUAAAGGUGAUGAUGAGAAGAAUACAGACAACUCAGAGGACAGUCGAGCAGAAGACAAUUUUAACUUGGAAAAGGAAAAAGAAGAUGUCCCUGUGGAAAUGUCCAAUGGUGAACCAGGUUGCCACUACUUUGAGCAGCUCCAUUACAAUGACAUGUGGCUGAAGGUUGGCGACUGUGUCUUCAUCAAGUCCCAUGGCCUCGUGCGUCCUCGCGUGGGCAGAAUCGAAAAAGUAUGGGUUCGAGAUGGAGCUGCAUAUUUUUAUGGCCCCAUCUUCAUUCACCCAGAAGAGACGGAGCACGAGCCCACAAAAAUGUUCUACAAAAAAGAAGUAUUUCUGAGUAAUCUGGAAGAAACCUGCCCCAUGACAUGUAUUCUUGGAAAGUGUGCUGUAUUGUCAUUCAAGGACUUCCUCUCCUGCAGGCCAACUGAAAUACCAGAAAAUGACAUUCUGCUUUGUGAGAGCCGCUACAAUGAGAGCGACAAGCAGAUGAAGAAAUUCAAAGGAUUGAAGAGAUUUUCACUCUCUGCUAAAGUGGUAGAUGAUGAAAUUUACUACUUCAGAAAACCGAUUGUUCCUCAGAAGGAGCCAUCACCUUUGUUGGAAAAGAAGAUCCAAUUGCUAGAAGCUAAAUUUGCCGAGUUAGAAGGUGGAGAUGAUGAUAUUGAAGAGAUGGGAGAAGAAGAUAGUGAGGCCAUUGAACCUCCUUCUCUACCUCAGCUUCAGACCCCCCUGGCCAGUGAGCUGGACCUCAUGCCCUACACACCCCCACAGUCUACCCCAAAGUCUGCCAAAGGCAGUGCAAAGAAGGAAGGCUCCAAACGGAAAAUCAACAUGAGUGGCUACAUCCUGUUUAGCAGUGAGAUGAGGGCUGUGAUUAAGGCCCAACACCCAGACUACUCUUUCGGGGAGCUCAGCCGCCUGGUGGGGACAGAAUGGAGAAACCUUGAGACAGCCAAGAAAGCGGAAUAUGAAGAGCGGGCAGCUAAAGUUGCUGAGCAGCAGGAGAGAGAGCGAGCAGCACAGCAACAGCAGCCGAGUGCUUCUCCCCGAGCAGGCACCCCUGUGGGGGCUCUCAUGGGGGUGGUGCCACCACCAACACCAAUGGGGAUGCUCAAUCAGCAGUUGACACCUGUUGCAGGCAUGAUGGGUGGCUAUCCGCCAGGCCUUCCACCUUUGCAGGGCCCAGUUGAUGGCCUUGUUAGCAUGGGCAGCAUGCAGCCACUUCACCCUGGGGGGCCUCCACCCCACCAUCUUCCGCCAGGUGUGCCUGGCCUCCCAGGCAUCCCACCACCGGGUGUGAUGAACCAAGGAGUGGCCCCUAUGGUAGGGACUCCAGCACCAGGUGGAAGUCCAUAUGGACAACAGGUGGGAGUUUUGGGGCCUCCUGGGCAGCAGGCACCACCUCCAUAUCCCGGCCCACAUCCAGCCGGACCCCCCGUCAUACAGCAGCCAACAACACCCAUGUUUGUAGCUCCCCCACCAAAGACCCAGCGGCUUCUUCACUCAGAGGCCUACCUGAAAUACAUUGAAGGACUCAGUGCCGAGUCCAACAGCAUUAGCAAGUGGGAUCAGACACUGGCAGCUCGAAGACGUGACGUCCAUUUGUCAAAAGAACAGGAGAGCCGCCUACCCUCUCACUGGCUGAAAAGCAAAGGGGCCCACACCACCAUGGCAGAUGCCCUCUGGCGCCUUCGAGAUUUGAUGCUCCGGGACACCCUCAACAUUCGCCAAGCAUACAACCUAGAAAACGUUUAAUCACAUAAUUACGUUUCUUUUUUAUAGAAGCAUAAAGAGUUGUGGAACAGUAGCCAUUUUAGUUACUGGGGGUGGGGGGAAGGAACAAAGGAUAAUUUUUAUUGCAUUUUACUGUACAUCACAAGGCCAUUUUUAUAUAAGGACACUUUUAAUAAGCUAUUUCAAUUUGUUUUUGUUAUAUUAAGUUGACUUUAUCAAAUACACAAAGAUUUUUUUGCA
Cebus imitator (Panamanian white-faced capuchin) is the source of this 5776-nucleotide messenger RNA. It is a transcript of the gene PBRM1, whose product is annotated as polybromo 1. The record is from RefSeq and is a predicted model, not a curated record. NCBI's taxonomy places the organism in Eukaryota, Metazoa, Chordata, Mammalia, Primates, Cebidae. Gene Ontology annotation, molecular function: protein binding; chromatin binding. Gene Ontology annotation, cellular component: RSC-type complex. Bases 389 to 5557 code for a protein of 1722 amino acids. Gene Ontology annotation, biological process: chromatin remodeling. The transcript has 34 exons.